AUGGCCUGGUUCAACGCCAUUAUUCAGGGUGUAGGCCCUGCAGUAAACUGGGCGAUUUCAAACGCCGGCGACAUUGCGGGCCUCCUCCGUUCAAUUAAAAAGGUCUCCGCGUUGCACAUUCCCAGAGAUGCCGCCGAAAAGGCCGAGUCUCCUACAACCUCCGGGGACUACUUUAAAACCUUCCUCACAGCCGAGCAUUUUCUUCUGAAAGAGGCCAAGGACAAGGUAAAACAAAAGGAAGUCGAGCAGGACUGGGGCGAACCGAAUGAAGGAAAUGCCAGUACCACCACGAGAAAUUUAUGCGGCCUGUGGACAAGCCCAAGUGUCUUCACUAGUGCUAGUAAAGAGGUCCCUGAAAUGUAUCGUGAUCUGGUGAAACUUUUGGCCGAAAUGGGAGUUCCCACAGUUAUAACACGCCAUGGCGAAGAAAAGGACGUGGCCGAGUUUGUUUCACAAGCCAUAUUUUCCUACAAGCCCGAACCGCCUUCGAAGAUCUCCCAGUUUGAUGCAAGCAAUGACACUCAUUUCCCUCAUUAUGCAAUUGCACUCCGAGAUGACCAUAAUUCAUGGCAACUCUUUGUCGGCCAUGUCUACUAUGCGAUUCCCAUGGGCAGAUCAGGGACCGACAACAUUUGGCACGGUGCAGUCCACGUCAAAAUGAUUGCUCCGGAUUAUGUCCGAUAUAGACACGCACAAGAAAUGGAGGAGUUUAGAUUCAUGGAAGAUAUAGAGCCCAUGGCCGUGGAUGCUUGGCUUGUCACUUUCCAGAUAGCAUGGAAAGCGGUUAAGGUGGCGCGAAGGGGUUACCAAUUCCUCAAAGAGGUCUUGGACGAUAAGGAGAAAAAGGCGGAAUAUAAAGUGAAAUUCAAUUUCCUCGAUGGACAGCUGCAGACUGUCAAGAUCCAGGCCUCGGCUAACGAUAAAUCUCCAGCGGAAAUAUUGUUCUACCUUCAAGAGAGCGUUGCUGACGCUGUGGUGAGGAUGAACAAAGGCCCCGAGAGCAUGUCCUUGGAAAUUGCUGCCGCCAAAGGAACACAGUACCAGACACCACACGUCGCCCUCAUGGAUUCAACCCUCGUUACGGCAGAGCCUUCGUUAGUUGAGAAUGUGGUCGUGGUGACUCGCUGA
This is a messenger RNA of Aspergillus melleus, 1128 nucleotides long. RefSeq lists its product as uncharacterized. The transcript has a single exon. Lineage: Eukaryota; Fungi; Ascomycota; Eurotiomycetes; Eurotiales; Aspergillaceae. The record is from RefSeq and is a predicted model, not a curated record. The coding region runs from base 1 to 1128 and encodes 375 amino acids.